Messenger RNA from Paracoccidioides brasiliensis Pb18, 357 nucleotides. RefSeq lists its product as uncharacterized. The coding region runs from base 1 to 357 and encodes 118 amino acids. The record is from RefSeq and is a predicted model, not a curated record. The transcript has 2 exons.
AUGACGCAUUCUAUUAUGUAUCGUCAGGAGCUCCUGGUCAUAAUCAAUACUGCGGCCUUCACAAAAUCAGAGCUCCUUGACGAAACCUCCAAUCUCUUCGUCCACCAAAAGUACACCCAAGAUGAUCUGUGUGUCAUUGAGGAAACGCCCUGCAUAAUCGACAAGUUCUGGCAGACGUGCCUCGGCGAGCAAGACGCAUCGCCCCGCAGAUGUGGACACAGGUUUCCAAAGUGCCAAGCACGCCUUUUGAAAUUCUGGAAGAGAGCUGGAGGUUUAUGGCAAGAAGUGGAGAGAGCAGUGGAUGGAGUUGGGCUGUGUUUGAGGUAUAUGACUGUCAGCAAUGUCUGGACACCAUAG